ACAAAACAAUGACACUGGUUCUUGUAAGAGGUUUACGGAAGAAGCACGUUGGCUGAAAAAAUCAACUGUAUCAGUAAAGAGCUAUAAAUCGGACACGGUAUCGAAUUCGUCUGUUACCAGUAAAAAACGAGAGCCGAUUCACAAUAAUUAUGUUGUCUCUUGUCCAUACGAGAACUGUCGUCAGGAAUCGAAAAAUUUUAAUUACUGCGAACAUUGCAAAGAAAAACUGCCUGAAAUUAUGAACUAUUAUCUCAGUUCACUUCAACAAAGUAACACGAUAAAAAAAGUUCAGAUUCAGAGUUCACAGGAUACAAAAAUAAGUAAUGAUAUCAACGAUUAUUUUUCGUAUUAUGGCGAAGACAAUCUAACCGUUGGUUGCUUUGACGACUCUCAACACCCCAUAUUUUCGACUCAUGAAUUUUUAUUAUUUACGGAAGAGUUUUUAAGUCUAAAAGGAACGGCGUGGAUCGAUGGCAAACUCAUCGAUUGCUUUGCCAAAAUUUCAUGUUCGGAAUGGGGUGACUCAAGCUUCGCUCUUGCAGGAGUUAGCAGUUUUAUUUUUGCUUUUGCUCCGAAUGAACAAAAUUAUGAUUGGCCAAUGUAUCAUUUUAACAACCUAAGAUUCGAUAAGUAUCUUUUUUUCCCCAUUCUACUUGAACGCCAUUGGACACUAUACGUGGUGGACAUAAAGAAUAAAAAAUUGAUACAUAUCGAUUCGCUAGUCCGAGAGCCGUCAAUCGAAAAAUUAUCAAUUAGAUCAAUUAAUGCACACAAAAAUUUUAUAAGAUACGUUUCUCAGAGCAGAAACUACGCUCAGAAUUUUUUGCAAAAUAUCGAUUGGACCAUAGGUGUGUUUAAUAACAACAGACACAUGCAACAACGCGGCGACACAGAUAAUUGUGGUGUUUAUCUUAUGUACUACAUGGAUCGCAUUGGAAAAGGAUUACCGUUAGAUGAUCCAUCAUUUACUCCUAAGUCAUACCGAAUUGAAAUCGCUAGGAAACUUUUGAGUCAUUCUCAAGAUAUGUCAACCACGUGUCUGCUUUGUUUCAGUGAAAAAAACAAAGCAGAAAUUCGAU
Molecule: messenger RNA, 1079 nt
Organism: Trichogramma pretiosum
Lineage: Eukaryota; Metazoa; Arthropoda; Insecta; Hymenoptera; Trichogrammatidae
Exons: 4
Biological process (GO): protein desumoylation
Cellular component (GO): nucleus
Molecular function (GO): deSUMOylase activity
Source: RefSeq, a predicted model, not a curated record